AUGCACUCUGUAGCGUUCGAUCAGAUGUUGCCCGUUUUCAUGCAUCAUCCGCGUCAAAAGGCCGUUCAGACCCAAACGAGCUUGAUACACUUCAGUGGUGGUUUUGGCAUCAGUUCCAAUCGAAUCGGACUCCUCCUCAUCUUAAACGGAAUUUUUGGGAUGUUCGUACAGUUUAUUAUAUUCCCACCAGUGGCAAAGCGAUUCGGUGUGUUGACAUGCAUGAAAACUUGCACAGUUCUGUUCCCUGUCAUUUAUAUUGUUUUCCCGUUCACAUCUCUCAUUGAAUCAGACCAGAAGCAACAAAUUAUUGGACUGCUCCUCAUUGCUUGCAAAUGCUGCAUGACUGUUUUUGCCUUUCCCUGUAACGCCAUUCUGCUUACCAACUCAUCUGCCAGUGCCGGAACACUUGGUACCCUGAAUGGAGUUGCGACGAGCGUUGCUGAAAUUGGCCGCACAAUUGGACCUACUAUGGGUGGCUUGAUGUUCAACGUUGGUGUCGAAGCUGGGCUCAUUGUCUUGCCAUGGUGGGUCAUGGCAGCUAUUGCUUUGGCUGCGGCCCUGCCUGUAUUGUGGAUGGAAGAUAGACCUACACCCACAGAACUUGCGCCACAGAGCCAAGAACAUGCGAAUGCAGUAGAAGACUGUGAGGUCGGUGCCUCACGUCGGAGGCAAUAG
Messenger RNA from Trichoderma asperellum CBS 433.97, 675 nucleotides. Lineage: Eukaryota; Fungi; Ascomycota; Sordariomycetes; Hypocreales; Hypocreaceae. The record is from RefSeq and is a predicted model, not a curated record.